This is a messenger RNA of Pelagomonas calceolata, 911 nucleotides long. The record is from the annotation of a GenBank genome assembly. Lineage: Eukaryota; Pelagophyceae; Pelagomonadales; Pelagomonadaceae.
UGGCAGAGCUGGCAUUCGUCUAGCCGCACGCAGUCUCCGUAGGCAAGACAUCCGCGCAGCUUGCACCGCUGUGUGCAUGCAUUGCAGCCGGGACAAGGUCGUGACACGUAGCCGCCGGUGAGAGGUGCUCUCCGACCAGGCUGGCAGUGCUCUGUAGCGGUUAACCGCACCAGUGCAAGCAUCGAUGCAGCCGUUCGCAUCGCACACCAGCACGGAUUGGGUGCUCGUGACCGGCCAGCCCGGCUGCGGCAAGACCACGGCCGUCAAGACACUCGUCGACGAGCUGCGAGCGAGCGGUGCAUCGGUCCGAGGAUUCUACACUGACGAGGUGCUGUCCGGUGGACAGCGCGUCGGCUUCGACAUCGUAACGGUGCCGGACGGCCUCCGUGGACCACUCGCGCGCAAAGGCGCGGCGGGCCCGAAGGUCGGCCAGUACGGCGUCGACGUCGAGGGCUUCGAGCGCCUCGCGCUGCCGACGCUCGAGGUUGACGACGACGACGACGAUAAUGCCACAAUAUACGUCCUCGACGAGAUCGGCCGCAUGGAGCUCAAGUCGGACGUGUUCGCCGGGCGCGUCCAGGAGUUGCUGGCGCGGGGCGUGCGGCUGGUCGGCGCGAUCACGGCCCCGAUCUACGGCCACCGCGUCGCGUUCUGCGACCGCGUGAGCGCGACGCGCGGCGUCGCCGUCCACAAGCUCACGAGCAAGACGCGCGACGGCGUCACGGCCGAGCUGAUGCGGUCGCUCGAGCGCUGGGAUGGUUCUGGCUCUGACUCUGACUCAGGGUUCGAGACGGACCGCUUUGCCGACCAAAGGUUCGGCGAGAGCGAGGAGGACGAGGACGGGAACGUGACGUUUCCCCCGAAGUCAGGCAAGCGCAAGCGUACUAAGUGAAUUAUGUGUAGGAUUUUAC